Messenger RNA from Arabidopsis arenosa, 3536 nucleotides. The record is from the annotation of a GenBank genome assembly. Lineage: Eukaryota; Viridiplantae; Streptophyta; Magnoliopsida; Brassicales; Brassicaceae.
CCUCCAGUUAUUGAAUUCCUCUGAUCAUCAUCGUCCACCAUGGACUCACCGCUAAUCAUCGAAGAAGAAGACGAAGAGGCGUUGGCUACGCUCGUCCCUGUUCCGCCUCGACGUAAAACGCAUUCCUAUAGCCUACAAUUCGAUCAAAAGCCACACCAUCAGAUCCGCAAACACAGCCUCGACGAGGUUCCUAGAUCCGCUACAUUAGCAUCCGAAGCCGUUUAUUUCGAUUCCUCCGACGACGAAUUCUCCACCGGAGGUAACAUCACAGAAAACCCCGCUGAUGAAACCAACGGCGUAGCUGAGGAUUACAUCAUCGUCAAUCCUCCUCCCAAUGUCGGUGUUGGGGAUGACGACACCGAGCCAUUACCUGAAUUCAUCGGCGCUGGAGGCGGCGCCGGGAUAUUCAAGGUCCCGGUACGCGCGGCGGUGCAUCCCGGCCGACCGCCGUGUCUUGAGCUGAGGCCGCAUCCGUUAAGGGAGACACAGACUGGGAAAUUCUUGAGGAACAUUGCUUGUACGGAGACGCAGCUUUGGGCUGGUCAAGAGAAUGGUGUGAGGUUUUGGAAUUUGGAAGAUGCGUAUGAGGCUGGGUGUGGGAUUGGUGGCCAGGUACGCCGAGGGGAUGAGGAUACGGCGCCGUUUCAUGAGUCGGUUACUACUUCUCCAACAAUGUGUUUGGUUGCUGACCAAAGCAACAAGCUUUUGUGGAGUGGUCACAAGGAUGGCAAAAUCCGGGCUUGGAAGAUGGAUCAGAGUUCUGUUUCUGAUGAUGAUGAUUCUAAUCCUUUCAAGGAGCGAAUCUCGUGGCUAGCUCAUCGUGGUCCUGUCAAUUCCAUUGUCAUUAGCUCUUAUGGUGAUAUGUGGUCAUGUUCUGAAGGAGGUGUGAUAAAAAUAUGGCCUUGGGAUACGUUAGAGAAAUCUCUGCUGCUUAAACCGGAGGAGAAACACAUGGCUGCUUUAUUAGUGGAGAGGUCUGCCAUUGACCUCAGGAGCCAAGUUACUGUCAAUGGGACAUGUAGCAUAUCAUCCUCAGAAGUCAAGUUUUUGUUAGCCGAUUCAGUAAGAGCUAAAGUGUGGGCUGUGCAGUCACUCUCAUUCUCAAUCUGGGAUGCUCGGAGUAAAGACCUUCUGAAAGUUUUAAAUGUUGAGGGGCAAGUUGAGAAUCGUGGGGACAUGCCACCUAUACAAGACCAACAAGUUGAUGAUGAAAUGAAAUUGAAGUUCUUCUCGGCUUCAAAAAGGGAAAAACCACAGGGCUUUCUGCAGCGAUCACGUAAUGCUAUAAUGGGAGCUGCAGGAGCUGUUCGCCGAGUCGCCACUAGAAGUGCAGGUGCGUUUUCAGAAGAUACUAGGAAAACAGAAGCUAUCGUGUUAGCUGUAGAUGGAACAAUAUGGACUGGAAGCAUAAGUGGCCUCAUUGUUCAGUGGGAUGGAAAUGGAAACCGCUUGCGGGAUGUGAAUCACCAUCACCGGCCUGUUUUGUGCUUUUGCACUUUUGGCGAUCGAAUAUAUGUGGGUUAUGCAAGUGGCUACAUCCAGGUCUUGGAUUCCGACGGAAAGCUAAUUUCAAGCUGGGUUUCACACAAUGAACCUGUGAUAAAGCUAGCAGCAGGUGGUGGUUUCAUUUUCAGUUUGGCCACUCAUGGUGGAGUACGAGGAUGGUAUGUGACAUCUCCAGGACCCCUGGACAACAUAAUCCGUACGGAAUUGUCUCAGAAGGAAACUUUAUAUGCCAGACAAGACAAUGUUAGAAUUUUAAUUGGUACCUGGAAUGUUGGUCAAGGACGGGCUUCACAUGAUGCACUUAUGUCAUGGCUGGGCUCUGUCACUUCAGAUGUAGGCAUUGUUGCUGUUGGGUUGCAAGAGGUGGAGAUGGGGGCAGGCUUCCUUGCCAUGUCUGCUGCUAAAGAAACGGUUGGACUUGAAGGAAGUGCUGUGGGGCAAUGGUGGAUUGAUGCAAUUGGAAAAGCACUUGAUGAGAAAAACACUUUCGAGCGUAUGGGUUCAAGGCAGUUGGCAGGACUUCUGAUAUCUCUUUGGGCGAGGAAGGAUAUUAGAACUCAUGUUGGAGAUCUUGAUGUUGCAGCAGUUCCAUGUGGUUUUGGCCGUGCCAUUGGCAACAAGGGAGGUGUAGGUCUGAGAAUCAGAGUUUAUGACCGAAUAAUGUGCUUUGUGAAUUGCCACUUGGCUGCACAUUUGGAGGCGGUUAAUCGCAGAAACGCGGAUUUCAAUCACAUUUUUCGAUUGAUGGUCUUUUCCCGAGGACAAAAUCUAAGUAACGCUGCAGCUGCUGGUGUCUCAACUUCAGCUUAUACCACAAAGAGUAACACUAUUCCAAGCACCGGCGCUGAAGAAAUCAAGUCUGAUCUUGCAGCAGCAGACAUGGUCGCAUUUUUUGGCGAUUUCAACUAUAGGCUGUUUGGUAUAACCUAUGAUGAAGCAAGGGACUUCAUUUCACAGCGAUCCUUCGAUUGGCUCAGAGAAAGAGACCAACUUAGAGCAGAGAUGAAGGUUGGAAAAGUCUUCCAAGGAAUGCGCGAGGCAUUAAUCACUUUCCCUCCGACUUACAAAUUUGAAAGGAAUCGCUCAGGCCUUGGAGGAUAUGAUUCAGGGGAGAAAAAGCGAAUUCCUGCGUGGUGUGACAGAGUUAUAUAUAGAGACACUCAAUCAAGCCCAUUCUCAGAGAGCAAUUUGCAAUGCCCUGUAGUUUCAUCAGUCAUAAUGUAUGAAGCUUGCAUGGAUGUUACUGAGAGCGAUCAUAAACCCGUGCGCUGCAAAUUUCAUGCGACAAUAGCUCAUGUUGAUAAAUCUGUGCGGAGACAGGAACUGGGGAAAAUAAUAAGGUCUAAUGAGAAGAUUUUAUCCAUAUUCGAAGAUUUAAGAUUUGUUCCAGAAACUUUUGUGAGCACCAACAACAUUGUUCUUCAGAGUCAGGACACAGUCAUCCUAACAAUCACAAACAAUUCACCCACGAGCAAAGCCAUUUUUAACAUUCUGUGCAGCGGUCAGGCUGUAGUUAAGGAUGACGGAGAAGAUCCUGACUAUAAUCCACGAGGGUCCUUUGGUCUUCCACGCUGGCUUGAGGUUUCGCCUGCGGCUGGGAUAAUAAAUCCAGAAGGAUCCGUGGACGUUAAAGUUCAUCAGGAAGAUUUUCACUCAAUGGAGGAAUGUGUUGAUGGCAUCCCACAGAAUUGGUGGUGCGAAGACACUCGAGAUAAAGAAGCAAUCCUGACGGUGAACAUUCGAGGAAGCUGCUCAACUACAUUGACAAGCCACUCUAUCAAAGUCCGUCAUUGCUUCUCGGCCAGAGUAUGUCUCCUUGAGAACAGACCCACGAACCUAACAAAGAACUUAGGCGGUUCACGUCGUUACCCAACAGAUAUUACCCGUAAUGGAAGCACUAGACCAAGAACCGAAGACUCGGUUAGACGAGGUAAAAGCCGGUGAUGAGCUCUUGUAACUUUGACAGUUUUAACUAGAUCUUAGAGCAGAAGAACAACAAAGCCAUCACAAAACAAAUGCAUCAGGUGAAG